Molecule: messenger RNA, 2487 nt
Organism: Mesocestoides corti
Lineage: Eukaryota; Metazoa; Platyhelminthes; Cestoda; Cyclophyllidea; Mesocestoididae
Source: the annotation of a GenBank genome assembly
AUGUAUGCCAACGGAAAUCCUCUCAUCAAGGAAUCCUUUAUGAAAUACACCAACUUGGAGCUCCUGAAACUGGCAUCAUAUCUUGCUCGACAUGAUGUUGUUUUUAACAGGCUCCCUCAAUACCCAGUUGAGAUUUCUGAGGAUCAUUGUCCGAGCGACUCUGAGCAAUCUGAGGAAUGUGCCUCGCCACCAACACCCGGCAACAAACAGCAAACAUUACCUCUGAAAACCAGUUCGUCUACAUUAAGAGCUGACUCACCACCCGUAAGAGAUACUGGCCUGGAUCCCAGUCAACGCAAACCCCUCUACGCUCCCACUGAUCGUCAGCUUAACGCUACUAAAUUAGAUUCUGGAAUAUUGACAGAGCAAGUCACCAAGAACCCAUAUUUACCAUCAGACAAAGGUGGGGCGUUUAUGCGCGGCCGUUUCCCGCAGCAACUCGCCACGUCUAAGGGCCUCUUGAGGUCCUGUGUCCGACCACUUUGCCGCAAGGGACCUCAGAGUGAGAAGGUGUCUUUGUCCGUGCGUUGGGCUGACAGAGAUGCCACUGCACGUCAGCAUAAACGAGACGUGUACCAAACUUGUCGCUUCCGCUCCCAAGCGAAUUCGCGACCUCAUCGUGAUCUGAGCAUUCUAUCGUCGUAUCUAAAACGCCUCGGAUCUGGUGGCAGUCUAGGUGAUCAAGUGGACGAGUUGAAAAUAAUGCGUCGACCAGAAUUCAAUCCCGUGUGUCGAGAGGAGGAAAGAAACCUUCGGUUUCAGUUGUGUCGAAAUUCCGACGCUGACCGACAAUAUUCUGCGGCUGUAGCUUUCUUCAAAAAGUGGGAAGGAACAUUAACGACCAACAGCCCUAAUAAGGCUGCCAAACCCUCUAUUUCUUCGUCUCAAAUCCAGCCCGAUGACUUUAUUUCCGACUCUUCAUCUGCAUCAACUGAUUCCAUCGGCCGAUUUAUAAGUAGGCGCACAAAACAACGAUACUCCUUCAAACACCAAUUCCGAGCACUACCAGACCGGAAACAAAAUCCCCGGCGGUCUUCGAAAGUCACUCAAUUUAAUUUCCAUUCAAUGGAAUGCAGCACCCCAAAGAUGACUGAUUCAAAUUUUGAUCAACUGCCAGCUCCCUCAAUCUACGAAGUCCUCAGGUUGCCAAUUGGCGUUCAUCGACGACUGCUAGAGGGCAACAAAAUUGCCAGAACCACCCACGAGGAGCAUUGGCGACAGGUUGGUCUUCAAUUGGGCGCUCCUGAAAGUUUCUUUGUACCCAUUGUUUUUGAUCGCCUAACGGAUGAAAUCGUCGACUCUUGCAUUGAAGCGGGCGCCAGGGCCAUAGAAUCACUUUUCGACAAUAUCAUUGACGAGCUUGUCCACUUUGAACUAAGGACCUCCUCUUCUUGUGGUAGUUGUAGCAAUGUAGAUAUGUGUCAGUCACCUGUCCGUCAGCCUUCUAAUUUGGAUCCUCUUCUUGCUCCUGCUCCCGAGAUUGUUUUCGAUUAUAACCGUCUCAAUGAACUGUCUCAUGACAGGAUCCACACAAACUUUUUGAUUGAUGAGGAAGCGGGUAAAAAAACGUCUGGCCGUUUCAUCUUAAGCCGAUCAAGGCCGACUCAAUGCAGUCUUUCGAAACGAGACAGUCGCACCAUAAUGUGCAGUCGAGAAAAGUCAGAUUAUAAGAAGCAUGCCACUAAAACCGAAACCGAAAAACGAUUGGCAUCUGGCAACGAAUCCACUUCACACGGCGCAAAUGACCCCAAAUCACCUGCUAUGUUGGCGAAUGUCCCUGAAGGUGUUGAAAAUGCUAGUUCUGUCCAUAAGUGUCAAAAAACAAUAGAAAACGUUUGCUCACUGGAGAACCUCCAUUGCUUUGACAAUGCGCCAGCAGAUAAAUGGAACUCAGAAACAGCACUGUCAUCUUCAGGCAGUAAGCCCAAGUCCAGUUUGUUUAGUGAGCGCAUCAUCAAAGACUGCUCUGUUGAGAGUCCUGCGAAUGCAAUUUCUAAGUCAAAGGAAUUCGGUAGUGCGAAUUCAGAAACCAGCGAGUCAGUCCGACCAACAUCCGAAGCAACUUCUCCCGCUGAAAAUCCCUGUACACCAGAAGAAAUUAGAGUGCAGAAUAGUGGAUCGACGCCCUAUCAACCACCACCAACAGCAAGUGACGAAAUUAUUACAAGUUCGGAUCCUAACCGUGCGAAGAUCAAGUCAGUGUUAGUCGCCUGUCUACGACUGGAGACCCUAAAGGAGUACCACUGUCACCUCUUAAGUCUCUCUUCCCCCAAACCCAUAAAACUUAAAAAAACACCUUCAAUUGAUCUAGCCUCAUCGCUUACAGGCACCCUAAUACCGGAUAUCAGUACUCCAGACGUUUCUAUUUCUUCGGAUAUCAAGCCCAUUGAGAAGGUCUCCUCCUCCAGUAAUUUGAACUCCGCUUCCGGAUCUGCAGCCGGCGAUAGGUACGAGGAAGACUUCGAAUCCAGCGGAGAGUCAUGUUGA